AGGUUUGUGUUCCUCCUCUCAACGCAAGAUGCCCUGUCUGUCGCUACGCAGUUCAAAACCUGAUGCGAGACUUCAGCCUUCAACGCGAGACUUUGAGCUGUUGCUAGGCAGCACAUGGGAUGGAUAUCAUAUACUUUUUGUUUAGAUGAGAGGUGAGCCUACAGCACGUCUGAGUGUGUCAGCGAUGGAUGGAUUAAUGGACAUGUGUCUGAGGGUUCCAGGAAAGAGGAGUUGUUCGGAAGAAACGGCAGCAACAGGUCUGUGAGGAUGGAACGAUAAUGACGCCACCUGCUGCUUGUGUUCAUGUGAAAGAUUAAGGAGGAAACAGAAUGACAGACUUCCACUUGUGUGACCACACCAAUUUUUGUGAUCAUGUUUUCUCGUCUAAUGGAAUUACGCUGUCUGGCAGGCAUCUGCUCGCAGGCAACAGGUAACAUGCAGGCUUCUAAACGCCUGACCCUAUCAGAGGCGAGAUGAGGCACCCAGAUGCUCGUUUACCAUGUGUAGCGUCCACUACAACCACUCCCUUGCUGCCAUGAGCGGAAACGACAUGAUGGCGCACUCCCUGACUCUGGAGCAGAAGACGGCGUUUGCCUUCGUGGGGAUGCUGCUGGUGUUCCUGGGGCUGCUGAUAGUAAGGUGUUUCAGGAUCCUGCUGGACCCCUACAGCAGUAUGCCGUCCUCCAACUGGGCCGACGGCAUCGAGGGGCUGGAGAAGGGGACGUUUGAGUACGCCCUUACUUAACACAGGGACACACACGUCCAUUAGAUGUCCUCAUAAACAGAAAUGCCUAUAAACACACAUACACACGGACGUGAAUACACUUUACACACAUGCAAACACACACGAGCAACCUCACACACACCAUUAAGACAUCUCCCUGUGAUGGACCAAACUAAGAGACUGAAGCUGUGUAUGUUGUUCAAUGUGCGUGCACUUUUAGUUCAGAGUCCCUUCUGCUGUACGUGACUAUAUGUCUGUUAUUGUGCGUGUCCGAGCGAGCGUGAUGCAGACGCGGUGUCAUAUUGUUUGCCCUUCUGCCUGGGGGCGUGCAUUUCAGCUCAUCGAUUUACACAGAGAUGGCUGAAGCUCCCUUUAACCCAUGCCUACAAGUUGAAUGUGUGUAGAUGAGGAGAGGCGGAUGCUCGUGGGACAGGGUGGGAAAUUAGGGUGCAGUGGGAUUAUUCAGAUGUAUUUUUGAAGACUCAGGGACACGAAUCCUUACGUGAACUCAGAAUGGGGACACAGAGUGGUUGCACCUCUGCACAGGAAUGUAUGUGGUUGGAUACAGGGUAUUAUGUCAAGCUAGUUAUUUGUGGACUAAUCCAAUCUGUUGGUGAUCCAAAGGAAUGCUGCUGCUGCUGCUGCUGUUGCUGUGUGUGUACAGAUUGGUCCUUUCCGUGGCAUCGUGCAAUGAAAGGCAACUGAACAAACUGUGAUUUAUGGUGUUACUGUUUCUAAAUGAUGCAAACGAAAGAACAAACAACUGUUUACUUAUGACGGUAUGUCUGCAAAGACAUGAUUUUUGGAUUGUCAAUUGUUCCGUCUGUCAAGCGUUCUGUCUAAAAGGUUGGCUGAUGCGACCACGCCAAAGAACUUUUAAGGGAAAUGAGGAUUGGACUCUGCUUGUUUUCUAAUGACAGGGAUGAACUCUCGCUAUACCUGUCUGCAGAGGAAAAGGUCACAUGGAUAACAGGGGUGGGAUGUCUGUCAGCACUGGACGUGAACAUCUUUUUCUCAGUCAUCCUCACCCUCUCUCUAACCCGCUCUCUUCCUUCCAGACAGAUGAAGUCCUGAGCAGAGACGCUGCGAUACGGCAGACUGGUCAAAGUCUUGAGUGUUCCUUUGCUAAUUUCUACGGUCUACGGUUUCUCCUUAGUGCUGUGAAUCUGCCUUACUGUGACCUUCAAUGGGUUUAUGUGCCUUCAUCUAGAAACAUUAGAGCACCUGUUUGUGUGUGUGCGCGUGUAUCAUGAUGACAGAUGCGUCUCCUGACCUGUUGCUUGCUCAGCUGGUGGUAGAGAUUUCUCAUUGAUAUAGAUUUGAUUCAAUGAUGUGAAAUAAAUAGAAUUUCUUCAAUUUAAAACAUUGUCGGUCAUACUUUUGCUAUUUGGGGUCUCUUAUUGCAAUUUGUGGAGCAUGUUGGGUAAAAAAAAAUGUUUCUGAGAUCAGUUUUACAAAUUAGCAUGAUACUUUAGGUCAGUUGUUCCCAAACUUUUUCAUGUCGAGGACCCCGAAACUGACACAAAUUAGACCACGGACCUCCAUUUGAUAAGAUUGUGUCCCAGAGUCCCCCAUCUGAUA
Messenger RNA from Sebastes umbrosus (honeycomb rockfish), 2305 nucleotides. It is a transcript of the gene ctxn2, whose product is annotated as cortexin 2. The record is from RefSeq and is a predicted model, not a curated record. The coding region runs from base 500 to 745 and encodes 81 amino acids. NCBI's taxonomy places the organism in Eukaryota, Metazoa, Chordata, Actinopteri, Perciformes, Sebastidae. The transcript has 4 exons.